CAGCACUGCUAGGCGUACGACCUUCGCAAAAGCCCUAAGCAGGCUCUGACUUUAUUGCCCUUCGCCGAACCCGCCUGUCGUCCUUUAACAUCCGUCGCCUUAUUAUGACUUCCAAAGACAUCGGUCUUUCUGGGUUCUGGGUGACCCCAACGCAUGGCGCCACCGUAUUGGAAAUUACCGGCAAGAAAAGCAUCGUUUCCGGGGCCCCAACACUCAGUGAUAUCACCAUAUUUGAAGAUGUCGACGUGGAUAUCACGGCACAGGGGUAA
Gaeumannomyces tritici R3-111a-1 is the source of this 269-nucleotide messenger RNA. RefSeq lists its product as hypothetical. The record is from RefSeq and is a predicted model, not a curated record. The transcript is spliced from 2 exons. NCBI's taxonomy places the organism in Eukaryota, Fungi, Ascomycota, Sordariomycetes, Magnaporthales, Magnaporthaceae. Bases 105 to 269 code for a protein of 54 amino acids.